GCCUGGCCUGGCUUGGCCUGGCUUGGCCUGGCCUGGCCUGUGUUGCCACGGCAACAGUGGUGUGCGUAGGGCCCCGGCGGUGGUUGCCGUGGCCGGUUGGCUCGCAGGUGGCGGCCGUUGAUGGUCCAUGUCGGUCUCAACCAGGCCCGGAGGUUUUAACGCGCGUUUUGAGGGGAAAAUAGUUAAAAUCGUUAAAAGUAGAAUGGAGUUAUCAGCACUAGGUGACAAGGCGGGGCUGCCCGGGCACCGCUUAGCCUGGGUGAGCUCGCAGGGAGCGGUGUUACCGGCGGGGCCCGGCCGGGCCCGGCUCCCCACCAGGCCCUGCCCCAGCCCGGCCCGGGCCCCGCCAGCCUGUCCAGACCCUCUCCUCUCCCCGCAACCCUCACUUAUUCCCUCAAAAGCGGCAGGAGCUCUUCCUGGGGGAGCUGCUCCCGCGCUCUGAUCCUGACCGGCACCGACUUCCAGCCGCCGGUAGAAGCCCGGGGCCAAGCACGUCCCUCACAUCUCCGCAGAGACAGCCCGAACCCGUUCCUCCGACUGAAUUCCUUCUCCUGACCGAGCUCCUGCGAUCUUUAGGCCUGUCAGGCAGGCGAUAUUCCUUCCCAGCACUUCCUAGUACUCUCUCGAAUGAACUCGUUUCUCAGAGCAGGUGAAGGUGCUCCAUCGACAUUCGUUUGACAUCGUUCUGAUGAACCGAGCUGAGGUGUUUCCCAUCGUUACUUCUGGGAGAGCCGCAGCAGCGUCUCUCAUCCUCAGGCAUUCAGUGCUUAAAAUGGGGCAGAUGAACAUCUCUCUGAGAAGCUGAGGAUUACAGAGAGUUCGUGCAAAUUCCAGCUACUAAUAUGCAUACAAAAUGAACGAGCAAGACUCUUGUUGGCAACCCACAGCAAACAUUCCAGGCCUGCGUCAGUAUUUAUUCCUAUUUUUAUGAAAACUUCUGAACAGAGUGUGCCUGAGCCUUCAGGAAGCAAAUCCUGGCUUCGUCUGAGCAGAGCUGCUUGCGAUCUGUGACUGGAUUUCAACACCCCUUAACAUCAAAGCUUUUGAAGUUUCCUGGAGUGCCGCAGCCCCAACCUGCGCAGGAUGGACCCCGUUGUUCUCAGUUACAUGGACAGUUUGCUGAGGCAGUCAGAUGUUGCCUUGCUGGAGCCCCCGAACUGGCUUAAUGAUCACAUCAUCGGGUUUGCCUUCGAGUACUUCGCCAACCACCAGUUCCAAGAAUUUAGCGAUCAGGUUUGUUUUAUCAGCCCUGAAGUGGCUCAGUUCAUUAAAUGUGCCAUUAGUCAGGAAGAAAUAGCCAUAUUCCUUCAACCGCUGGAACUUCUCCACAAGAAGCUGGUAUUCUUGCCUAUCAAUGAUAACUCCAACCAGGUUGCUGGGGGCACCCACUGGAGUUUACUGGUUUAUUUCAGGGACAAAAAGUGCUUCGCCCAUUACGAUUCCCACAGUAAAUGCAACUCUGUCCAUGCCAAGCAAGUAGCAGGGAAGCUGGAGGCCUUCUUGGGCAAAAGAGGGGGCAAAGCAACCUUUGUGGAGGAGAAGACACCUGCCCAGCAGAACAGCUAUGACUGUGGGAUGUAUGUCAUCUGCAAUGCGGAGGCUCUGUGUCAGGGAUACUUCAGGGGCCAUCCAGAGCCUUUGCUGCAGCUCCUCACUCCCUCCUACAUCACGCAGAAGAGAUCAGAGUGGAAAGCUCUUGUCAUGAAACUGGCACAGAAGUGAUUGAGAUGUGCCUCCAGCCCCCUCAAAAACUGUCUUCCCUGUCCAUGAGGCAGCACCCCGAGUGCCUGAGCGAGAUGCCCAUGUGCAGGAUUGUCCCAAAGAAGAAUGUAACCCUUCCAGCAUGGCUAUACCACCCAAACACCCUGUUCCCUCCCGGAAAAGCCUUAGACUCCUCUGGAAAUAUCUGGCCUUUGAAUUUCUAACCAGAAAAGUCACUUUGCUGUCAAAGAAAUCCUCCUCUCCAUGGUGAAUUUUUACACUAAUCGCUGUGGCAAAAUGGGUCACUAAAGAGACUUCUCCACCUUUGCCCAGCAGGCAACACACCCUUGUUAGGUGGCUUUAACUGGCAUUGCUGUUCCAAGCCAGGUUUAGCAAAUGUCCUUUAAAACCAAGCCCCCAAAUGCUUUAUCAUGACUAUUUCCAGUUUGUGCCUCCCGCUAGUGGUAUUUCUGCAGUCUAGGAUUUAGCCAGAAAGAUUUUUUUUUUUACCCCUGAAAACCUGACACUGAGGUGUCAAUUGUCAAAAGACGAAACUCCAAAGGAAAUGCUACAAUUAGUUAAAGCGGGGGGGGAAUCGGCUUUCUUCGGAUAGGUCCUCCUAGGCUGUUCGGCAAUAGAAUUUUUUGAUUGCCCCCCACCCCUACUUGCUGUUAUUACAAAUUAAAAGCUGAGUCUCAACUGCUACAAGAUUAAUAGGAAGCUGAGAAACCCAAUCCUAGGAAAGGAAACUUAAUUGAGACUAGAAGUUAGGCUCUCUGAAGUUGUUUUUACUUUUCAUUAUGAUUUUACAUCGUCUCCAUUCAGGGAGGGUUUGUCAGCGCUCCCCAACCCUCAUUAGUGUUUGCCGUGCUCAGAGCAUAUAAGGCGGUCACUGCUUCCUCUAGCAUAAAACCUGUUUUGUUACUUGAGAUUAAAAAAAAAUGCACCAGGGAGAACAAAAGGCCAGAGUUUGAUGUAUAAAAGCCAAAGAUAACUGUGGUCUCUGUGAAGCCCAAGAAGUCCUUAAUACAAUUCUAAUCAAAACACUCUCCCUCCUGUGCUGGCUGAUGGCUGGGAUCUCAGAGCAGAUCCUCUCAUUAAAAGACAUGCUUAGCAGUGGGGAAAAGAAAAAUUAAACUGAGAUGUCAUUGCAGGAUAAGAAGUAAUAUCUCACCUUAUGAGAAGCAAAGAGGAGGUUGCUCAGGUGGUGUCUAGCAGAGCAACCACACCCUAGCAUGCUGACUGGAUCAAGGAAAUCCACGUUAAACACAACCCUCAGAAAAGGGGGAAGGAUUAUUUUGCACCCUGAGCUCUUCAUCCACCUUAUUGCCUGCCCAGCCCCACCGGUGGGUGUACCAGCACAGCAGUGAGGGUGAUGAACUGUAGGAAGGUCUUGAACUUCCCUUGUUGCCAAGAGGAAGGUCAGUAGCCACUGCCCAGGCUCCCCCAAAACACCCAAGCAAACACACAGGCAGCAGAGGGGCAAAAUAAGGGUUGGGGGGUCAUUCUCACCCUUCCUAGGCUGCCCCGAUGGGAGAGCAGCCAGUGGGCCAGGUCAUCCCUCUGAGUACCAGCUCUCCCUGUAAAACCCCUUCACUGCUUGGAUGGCACUGAGCUGCUUGCCGAAUGGGAUUUGCAUGGGGCUUCACCAGAGCAACAUCACUGCCACUGUGGCUGAGGCUGCCUUUCUCCCAGGUCUGAAAUAAACUCAAAUGAAACCGUG
Molecule: messenger RNA, 3424 nt
Organism: Phalacrocorax carbo (great cormorant)
Lineage: Eukaryota; Metazoa; Chordata; Aves; Suliformes; Phalacrocoracidae
Source: RefSeq, a predicted model, not a curated record